This is a messenger RNA of Caenorhabditis bovis, 273 nucleotides long. Lineage: Eukaryota; Metazoa; Nematoda; Chromadorea; Rhabditida; Rhabditidae. The record is from the annotation of a GenBank genome assembly.
AUGAACGUUAUCACUAUGACAUGUUAUAAUCAAUACUCACAGCAGUUGGCACACGAACUGAUGAAGUCGGGGGUCUUCCAGAACUCGAGGGCGGUGCCAUUUGAGGCGGUGAAAUUGGUACCGGGCCUGAUCUUGACAUUUGUAAAGGCUUACCAUUACUAUUUGUCGGAGGUUGUCGGUGUCUUGCGGAUUGUGCUCGACCCGCUGACGUUUUCGGACGAGCCGAAGCAGUUGGAGGACGCUCCAUUGUCGUCGAUUUGUCGUAUUUGUUAG